Molecule: messenger RNA, 1017 nt
Organism: Hevea brasiliensis (rubber tree)
Lineage: Eukaryota; Viridiplantae; Streptophyta; Magnoliopsida; Malpighiales; Euphorbiaceae
Exons: 4
Coding region: 350-850 (166 amino acids)
Source: RefSeq, a predicted model, not a curated record
UUUUAUAAUCUGCAAAAGUUGACAAACUCUACCAGCCUCCUAGAAACAAAACCAAACCCAUCUUUCUCUCUACUUUUUGGUACUGUACUACCACUGUGUGCUAUAAAGAACUGAAAUGUAUCUUUCUUUCUAGAUUCUCUCUGCAAACCCUGAGCUCUUAUAUCCCUCCCUAUCAUGUGAAGGUGUUUUUGAGAAUCCCCAAAUCUUCUUUUUAAACCCCCUUUGCUGUCUUCCUUUUCAGAUAAGAACCUCUUCAAUCUCUUUUUUCUUGUUGCCUUUAUAAUCACUUUUUUUUUGUUCUUUUAUUUUUUUUGUGCUCUUCUUGGCUUGCCAAAAUCUGCCUCACAACAUGGAUGGUGGACAAAUUCCAGCAUUUGGAGACUGGGAGCACGCAAAUGAGUUGCCAAUAACUCAAUAUUUCGAAAGUGCAAGACAAGCAGGCUUGAUUCGAUACAGUUCUUCUGGAGAAUGUGAUCAGUACAUGCGUGGUGAUUUGUAUGCUACUGAUUUCAAGAAACCUUCUCGUGAUCUUGGUCCUCCAAGAAAGACAAGGGUGAAAGAGAGGCGAGUCCCACUCCCACAUGUCAAGGAGCAGAAGAAACAAGUCAAAGUUAGUGACGUGACUGAACCGCCAAGAAAACAACAGUGCCAGAAACCCAUAUCUGUUUACAGUGUGUCAGAAAAGAACAAUGGUGUCUCGGUUCACCCACGUCCUAAAUUGCCUGUUAGACCUCCUAAACCUGUUGAUGAAGACCUCUACAAAAUCUCUCCUGAGCUUCUCCGAUCUUCCAAGCGGAAGAAGAAGGUGGCAGGGUUCUUUUCAUGCCUUGUGCCUUCCUGUGCUUCAUAAAUUUUGCAGCAAUCCAAGAUGAGAUCACUGCUUUAUGUGAAAAAAGUAAAAGAAGAAGAAGAAGAAGAAGAAAGUGGAAAAGAGAUGUAUGAACAUAUUUGUUCACAUUAUAGUUAAUUAGACCAAACCAUGAAUGAGAAUAGAUGUGCUUAUGCUGUGUUAUUUGA